GGUGAUAUACGUCAUUUCGUAAUAGAUAAUCGCGAGAAACAAGACUAUUGAUUGAGAACUAAUUAGACGCAUGUUUGUAAGCAAGUGUGGUGCAUGUUCAGUGGAAUAAUAGCAAGUGGCAAUGGAUCCCGAGACUAAUAAUAAUAAUGACAGUGUUCCUGAAAUGGUUAAUAAUACAAGUCAUAAUGGUGAUGCCAGACAUUUUGACAGAACUUCAAUCGCUUCAACUGAUAGUAAUGCAACUCCGCUGAGAUCCAAAAUAUCUACACUAUUACGACCCCGAAGCAGUAGAAGCAGUAGAAGAACAAGUGACACCUCAGCGCUGGAGUCAGUGUCUGCUUCAUCACGCGCGGUUGUUCCUGUUAGGAACAUAGAUCCCAGUUUGAUACAGAAAACACAACCAAAAGGAUGGCAUACAAUAGUUAACAUAGUCCUCGUGGAGGCCAAAGGUCUGCCGGAUCCACCAGAUGACAGGAGUUCACAUAAUCUGUACUGUAAAUUUCGGCUGGGCUCAGAAUCGCACAAAUCCAAGGGAGUACCAAACACAGCCCAACCGGAAUGGCGGGAAAGAUUCGACUUGCAUCUCUACAAAGACCACUUGCUGAAGCUCUCGCUGUGGGACAAAGGGAAACAGAAAAACUUUAUGGGAAGUUCCGUCUUGGACUUGGCUGAGUUAGAAAAGGAGCGGACCCAUGAGAUCUGGCAAGAACUGGAUGACGGUUUUGGAACAGUUCACUUUUCCGUCACCUUGUGCAAAGUGCGAAAUAACGUUAACACUUUCAACGGUCAGCUAGCUGAGGGUGUGGUUAGGGCUAAAAAUGCCAUUAACACUUUGAAAAGCGAUUGGAAGCUAGUGGGCCAGCUAUACGUGAAAGUGACGGGUGCUAAAGGGUUAAAUGGAAAACCCAACGCAUACUGCACACUGGAGGUAGACAAUGAACGGGUACAAACCCACAGCUGCCGCGCCAGCUCCGAACCUACUUGGGACAAAAGUUAUGUGUUCAACGUCUACGACGUAACAUCGACUUUAGACUUAAGGAUCUACGACAGUUCCAUCGUAGCUGCGUUACGCACCGACACCUUAGGAAGGCUGUCUCUACCUCUACUGAGGAUCAGUAACGGAGAGUCACGAUGGUACGCCCUGAAGUCACGGAACAUGAGGGACGGUGCCAAAGGCAACUGCCCAAGAGUCCAACUGGAAAUGACUAUGUUUUGGAAUCCGGUGAAAGCAACAGUAAGAUUGUUCCGCCCAAAAGAAGUGAAACACAUCAAAAAGCCCCCAAAGUUCGACGUGGCUCUCGUAUACAGCAACAUGGAGUUCGUGAGGGAUACAUUUACAUUCCUUCAUUAUUUUAACGAGCAAUACAAGAAUCUGUUCGAAUGGGAAAACCAGGAGUUGUGCUUUGUAACCCUAGUAGGGUGGCUCCUGUUCUGGCUCCACUUUAGUCUGUGGGCUACACCAUUGUUGUUGCUGCUGCCUUUCUUCUACUUCUAUAUUACACAGUCUUGCAAUCAACAAGACAGAUCAAGUCCGCGAAAUUCUAGUUCUGGAGAUGAGAGCCCUGAACCAAAUGAACACGAAAAGACUGAGAAGGGCCUGACUAGCAAGAUAUCAGGCCUGCCAGAGAUGACUCUGACCAUCACUGGCGGGGUUGAGUAUUCAGUUUCAUUGGCCGAAAGACUUUAUAAUUUGACCAGCUUCAAAGUGCCUUUCUUAAGCUUUUUAACAAUGAUGUUCCUGAUGAUGUCGGCAUUUGCUUUCUACUUUAUUCCGGUCAACUACAUGAUGAUGGCAUUUGGUUUAUUUAAAUACUCGAGAAGAUACAUCAACCCAGAGUGGAGACAAAACAAUGAUCUACUCGAUUUUCUAUCAAGAGUUCCUGACAACGAAAUUUUGAAAAAUUGGAAGGAGUUGAAUGUGCCAGAACCCAGUGUGAAGAGGCAGGGGACAUAUAAAAGACGAGUAUCUGAUAGUUCAUCGUGAUAUUAUUAUUAUUAUGAAAAUUAUUUUUAGUUGAUAAUUAACUACCAAAGGGAAGUGUUAGUUUGCACUUAACCCUUCGAUUGAUUUUGGUACAUAGAUGUAGGUAUACUUAUUUAUACAGAGAAAGAUAUCUGGCAAAUAAAAGUAGACCCUAAAUUUGUUCAGGUAGAGCCCAUCUCUGGUGGCUCUACUACGAAUCAUUCGACGAAUUCGACCAGUAAAUUAAUGAAUCAUUCUAUUAUAAUUGGGGUAUUUAGCUUUACCUUGUAAGAAUUUAAUAGUCCAGUUCAAAGAGUUAAAAUGGCGCUGAAUGGCGGUUAUGCUAUCAAUAAAAAAAAGGUUUUAUUAUUUCAAUACAGGAAUACAGGUGUAACAUAAAGACCGUGCAAAACUUAAGGAGACGGACGAAUAACGGCGAUUAUUUUACUUAGGUUUUUUGUCUAGAUGGUCAUCCAUUAGUCUAUUUUCUUAUGUUUCACACGGUCUUUAUUGGACACCCUGUAUGUAUAGGGCAUUAUUUAGAGACGUAACACUUAGAACGUUGAGCGGUAUAUACUUAAGUUAAUAGCUUGUCUUUUGUCUCCGUACCUAAGGCGAUACAUAAAAGAUCAUAGUCGCCAAUAUUAUCAAUUAAAUUAAGAACAAUGUUAAGUAGUUUGUGUCAAACUUAAGUGGGUUCUAUUAUAAACCUAUUUUUUACGACUUUAAAAUAAAAAAGUAUAAUAAUAAAAUAUUUGUUUAAUUGUUAUCUCUUAAAACUAUGGAUCACAAUGGCGUUAGUAACCUAUUAAUUAAUUAACCAUUACGUCCUAUUUAAGUAAUGUCUAUCUAUUAAAUAAAUAUCAUCUAGCUGCGUCCUUGAAAUUAUCCUCAACAAAUUGUAUCCAUAAAUAAUUCUAAUAUAAUUUUAGGCAAGAAUUUGGCAUAGGAAAUA
Ostrinia furnacalis (Asian corn borer) is the source of this 2918-nucleotide messenger RNA. RefSeq names its product multiple C2 and transmembrane domain-containing protein. Gene Ontology annotation, biological process: regulation of neurotransmitter secretion. Bases 122 to 1984 code for a protein of 620 amino acids. Gene Ontology annotation, molecular function: calcium ion binding. The transcript has 14 exons. Lineage: Eukaryota; Metazoa; Arthropoda; Insecta; Lepidoptera; Crambidae. Gene Ontology annotation, cellular component: synaptic vesicle membrane. The record is from RefSeq and is a predicted model, not a curated record.